CUUGUUCACAACGACAAUAAUGGCAUUCGACACCGAGGCUGUCUUCGAACUUCUACCAAAGGACGAGGGACUUCUGCCGAAAUGGCAAUUGCUGGUGGUUGCCAUGGCGGUCUUCAACACCAUACAAAACUUCGCCACGUUGAAGUUGACGCGCAAGCUCUACACACGAGUCGCACCUAAUCAUGUCACCGCUCUGCAAGCGAGGACCUUCGCAGUCUGGACUCUGACAGCUGCGAUUGUCCGCGGGUACGCCGCAUACCAUAUCCACGACAAAAGGAUCUAUGACAUGGCUCUCUUCACUUAUCUUAUUGCUUUCGGUCACUUUUCCUCUGAAAUUUUGAUAUUUCGAACUGCUAGGCUCAACUCCGCAGCCCUGAGUCCGGUGAUCGUGUCCACUGUGUCUUUGAUAUGGAUGUUGCGUCACUACGACUUCUACGUCACUCCCUGAGCACCUCCCGCAGAUGGACACGUUGUGUAUUCUCAAUAACCAAUGUGCAUUUGUUUUAUGAACAUCCCCGAGGGGUUAGAAGGAGUUAGUACUAUCGAUGCUCGACCGGGUAGGCCUGAUGCAAGGACGAAGCACUAUUCCUAUCGAAAAGGGGCUAGUUCAGAACAGACGAACCCUGCUGCUCACGGGAAAUCCAAAUCCGGG
Pisolithus orientalis is the source of this 652-nucleotide messenger RNA. RefSeq names its product Erg28 like protein-domain-containing protein. Gene Ontology annotation, molecular function: protein-macromolecule adaptor activity. NCBI's taxonomy places the organism in Eukaryota, Fungi, Basidiomycota, Agaricomycetes, Boletales, Pisolithaceae. The coding region runs from base 20 to 448 and encodes 142 amino acids. Gene Ontology annotation, cellular component: endoplasmic reticulum; membrane. The transcript has 5 exons. The record is from RefSeq and is a predicted model, not a curated record.